AUGGACCAAUACAUCGACAGUCGCUUUGAGAGACUCGAAAAGGCGCUGUCAAAUCUAAUUGACUCCGUCACAAAAUACCACCCGUCCACACUUCAAGCCGAGGAGCUCAAAACCGCCGACAACGAACUUACCAAGGGCCUCGAAGAAGUUCAAAUCCAUCAAAACAACUAUAUCCGUAUUCAAAAGCUUCGCCAGUCCUCUGCGGCACUGGACGCCCAAAUACGCGAGACCUUGACCAGCCUCGCCAACACCCACAAAGACGUUGUUACGACACGCACGACAACUUAUCCCUCCGAGCCAAACUAUCCCAUCGCGUACGAAGAGCUCCUUCGCUACGCACGAAGAAUCAGCAAAACCACCCUCCCGCCAGCAGCGACCAUUGAGGGUGCGCCGGCAUUGGCAGAGACGCAGUCGCCGAAUCCCGAGUCUCACGCACAGGCUUCUCUGACCCCGUCUGCGCGAACGCCUUCACAAUCGCAAAGUCCUGCCGUGAAUGGAACGCCACAACUGGCUGCGGACCAGGCAACACAGCAACCAGCGAAUAUAAACACGAGUUUACCUGAAGGAAUGAGCCAGUAUCUCAACCCUCUGUCUGGACAGCUCUUCUUCCCCUGGCCGUUGGAGGACAAGAUUCGCUCCGGCUCCUUGGCUUCUUACCAGGUUCUCGUCGAGCAGGGGAUUGAUCCAAAGGGAUACGACCCUGCAACAGAAGAGGAGAGGAAGCUCAAGGAAGAAGAGGAGCGCAAGGCCAAGGAGGAGCUGGAGAAGGCGGAGCGUGAGGCACGCGAAAAACAGCUCCGCGAGGAACGAGAGAAGGCUCGUGCUGAGAGAGAGAGGCAACGAGAAAAGGAACAAGCAGAAUGGAGGCGGGCGAGUAUUGUCGGUGGGCAGCCUGAUGGGCCUGGGCUGUCCAGACCAGGCACGGGUUUCGGGGAGAAGAAGCAAUUUCAGUUCACGAAUCUGGAUCUGGAUGACGACGACGACGAAUGA
Messenger RNA from Metarhizium album ARSEF 1941, 990 nucleotides. RefSeq names its product Mediator of RNA polymerase II transcription subunit 4. Bases 1 to 990 code for a protein of 329 amino acids. Gene Ontology annotation, molecular function: transcription coregulator activity. Gene Ontology annotation, cellular component: mediator complex. The transcript is spliced from 2 exons. The record is from RefSeq and is a predicted model, not a curated record. Gene Ontology annotation, biological process: regulation of transcription by RNA polymerase II. Lineage: Eukaryota; Fungi; Ascomycota; Sordariomycetes; Hypocreales; Clavicipitaceae.